AUGCUCAGUGCCGCCUUCUACGACGGAUAUUGGAGAGAGAGGCGUUUUAGCGUGGCACCCUCGGAGAGCCCUGAUCGGAAUGACAAAGCUCUCACAGUGGAGCCUAGGGGGCGAGGCGGGUUUGCAGAGACGAAGGUUCACAAGGCUGUGAAUCGUCUGUACGCGACAGCCCGAGAUUCUGAGUUGACAUCAAGGGCAGGCCCAGGUAGAGUGCCUUACAAUAGUCCAGUCUGGGUAUUACUGUGGCACGGAUCCAGAUGGCCCGAUCAGCUGAGUCAAGGUUAUCCCGCCGGAUAUCCCACGGCUGCCCCCACCUAUAACCCAAACAUGUAUCCGACUACCAGCCCUGGCUACGCCCCAGCGACGCUACUGAUGAAACAGGCCUGGCCCCAGACAUCGUCCUCUUGUGCCACUGAGGGUACCUUUCACCUCCCAGUGGACACUGGGACCGAGAACAGAGCAUACCAAGCGUCGUCGGCAGCAUUCAGGUACACCGCCGGAACUCCCUACAAGGUCCCGCCCACCCAGAGUAACAGCGCACCGCCUCCUUAUUCGCCAUCUCCGAACCCAUACCAAACUGCGAUGUACCCCAUACGAAGUGCCUACCCACAGCAGAACCUGUAUGCCCAGGGAGCAUAUUACACGCAGCCGGUGUACGCGGCGCAGCCUCACGUCAUCCAUCACACCACUGUGGUCCAGCCAAACAGCAUCCCUUCGGCUAUUUAUCCGGCUCCUGUGGCCGCCCCCAGAACCAACGGCGUGGCCAUGGGCAUGGUUGCCGGAACCACCAUGGCAAUGUCGGCAGGCACUCUGUUGACCACUCCGCAACACACUGCCAUCGGAGCACAUCCAGUCUCGGUGCCAACGUACAGGGCUCAGGGGGCCCCUACCUACAGCUACGUACCUCCACAUUGGUAAUCUCAUUGGCCAAUCCACAUCCGGAGUCAACCAUUGUAUGCAACAAUUCAAGUCUUACAUCGGUGCUGGAGCGGCCGUCCCACGUCACCGAGUCUGUUAGCGAGAACAAAAAAAAUCAAGUGCAAGGGU
Molecule: messenger RNA, 1047 nt
Organism: Gekko japonicus
Lineage: Eukaryota; Metazoa; Chordata; Lepidosauria; Squamata; Gekkonidae
Product: protein FAM168A-like
Exons: 9
Coding region: 1-918 (305 amino acids)
Biological process (GO): positive regulation of base-excision repair
Source: RefSeq, a predicted model, not a curated record